Tachysurus vachellii is the source of this 8149-nucleotide messenger RNA. It is a transcript of the gene itsn1, whose product is annotated as intersectin 1 (SH3 domain protein). The record is from RefSeq and is a predicted model, not a curated record. Lineage: Eukaryota; Metazoa; Chordata; Actinopteri; Siluriformes; Bagridae. Gene Ontology annotation, molecular function: calcium ion binding; protein binding; guanyl-nucleotide exchange factor activity. Bases 175 to 5394 code for a protein of 1739 amino acids. The transcript has 39 exons. Gene Ontology annotation, biological process: positive regulation of Rho protein signal transduction; intracellular signal transduction.
GCAGGGCAGAGAGCAGCGAGUAGGAGAAAAAAAAAAAACAACAUAAUAAUCACCAAUUAUAAAGAUCUGCUUUGAUCCUGCGUAUGAUUCGGUUAAUUCCCACCAUUAGCAGCUGAUAUAAGAUGGAAAAUAAACGAUGAGGAGUGUUACAGGGCACAGCUAACGGACUGAAUCAUGGCUCAGUUUCCCACACCCUUUGGAGGGGGGCUCGACACGUGGGUUAUCUCUGUGGACGAGAGAGCCAAAUAUGAUCAACAGUUCCAUAGCCUGACCCCCACACCUGCUGGCUUCAUCACAGGUGACCAGGCCAAGAAUUUUUUCCUGCAGUCAGGUUUACCUGCCCCUGUUCUGGCCCAGAUAUGGGCUCUGGCCGAUAUGAACAACGAUGGCAAGAUGGAUAUGCACGAGUUCUCAAUCGCCAUGAAGCUAAUCAAGCUGAAGCUGCAGGGCCACCCGCUGCCCCCGACCUUGCCCCCUUCCAUGAAGCAGCCGCCUCUCUCUUUACCUCCUCCAGCUCCUUUUGGAAUGCCCACUAUGGGCCCCAUGACGGGUUUACCAGCAGUGCCACCCAUGCCUCUCCCACCUCUUCCUCCUGGGGUACCCGGGAUGGGCAUGUCACCCCCAUUAGUGUCGUCUGUGACUCCUCCUUUACCUCCUAUGGCCAACGGUGCCCCUUCUAUGAUGCAGCCCAUUUCAGGCUUUUCACACCCAGGCACAGCUGUAAACAAAAGCUCUUCUUUCAACCGCUCCAGUGCCAAACUUCAAAAAGGCCAGUCCUUUGAGAUACCCAGUGCUCCUGCGGCCCCUGUACCCAUCGAUUGGGCCGUGCCCCAGUCAUCACGUCUAAAGUAUCGCCAACUCUUCAACAGCCAUGACAAGAUGAUGAGCGGCCAUCUUACGGGACCACAGGCUAGAACCAUUCUCAUGCAGUCCAGUCUACCCCAGGCCCAGCUGGCUACUAUUUGGAACUUAUCAGACAUCGAUCAGGACGGAAAGCUCACAGCUGAAGAGUUUAUUUUGGCCAUGCACUUGAUUGACAUGGCCAUGUCUGGUCUGCCUCUCCCACCUCUGCUGCCACCUGAUUUUCUUCCCCCAACGUUCAGGUCUGCGUCACUACUUGAGAGGGUUCGUUCUGGAAGUGGUGUCGGUAUUACCAGCAUACACCCUACAGAUCAGAGAGUCCAGGAGGAGUCUGCAGACGAAGAAGAGAAAGAGCCGGAUAAAAAACUACCAGUCACCUUUGAGGACAAGAAGCGGGAGAACUUUGAGAGGGGCAACCUGGAGCUGGAAAAGCGACGACAGGCUCUGCUGGAACAGCAGCGUAAAGAGCAGGAGCGUCUGGCGGCUCUCGAGCGAGAAGAGCAGGAGCGGAAGGAGCGAGAACGGCAGGAACAGGAGCGGCGUCGACAACAGGAGCUCGAGAAGCAGCUCGAAAAGCAGCGAGAGCUGGAGAGACAGCGAGAAGAGGAGCGGCGCAAGGAGAUCGAGAGGAGAGAGGCCGCCAAGAGGGAACUGGAGCGUCAGCGGCAGCUGGAGUGGGAGAGGAACCGCAGACAGGAGCUACUGAUCCAGAGAAACCGGGAACAGGAGAACAUUGUCCUGCUCAAAGCACGGAAGAAAACCCUGGAGUUCGAACUGGAGGCUUUGAAUGAUAAGAAGUCUCAGCUGGAAGGAAAGCUGCAUGAUCUCCGUUUCCGUCUGUCCACGCAGAGGCAGGAGAUUGAGAGCACUAAUAAGACACGGGAGCUCCGUAUCGCUGAGAUCACCACACUGCAGCAGCAGCUACAGGAGUCACAGCAAUUGCUGGGAAGGCUGAUUCCUGAUAAACAAUGUCUGAAUGAUCAACUGAAGCAGGUGCAGCAAAACAGCCUACAUAGGGACUCGCUGUCCAAUCUGCAGAAGGCCGUGGAGACGAAGGAAGCGACCAGGCAGCAACUCCGUGAGCAGCUGGAAGCCGUGGAGAAAGAGACGCGCUCAAAACUGCUGGAGAUAGAUGCAUUCAACUCACAGCUGAAGGAGCUCAGGGAGAUUCACAACAAGCAGCAGCGGCUAAAGCAAAAAGAGUUUCAGCCUCCACUAGACACCAAACCUCCAGAGCUGCAGGAGAGCAGACUUUUGAGCUCUAAUGAAAGCGUAUCUCCUGCCUGGCGGGACUCCACAUUAGCGAAGGACCCUACACCGCCAGUGUCCGAGCCCUGGGUCAGCCACUUGGGAGAAGAAGAGAGCCAGAGCUCUAGAGGAGAUGUGCAAGACAAAUUUUCCAAGCUGUUCAUGCAGCAUUCAGAGCCAACCAAACAGCUAGGGCAAUUACCCUGGCCCACAGGAGAUAAGGUGCCCAUGUCUGGUUUUAACCAGGAGAAGGUAAGAGUGGUGUACUACAGAGCGCUUUACCCUUUUGAGGCUCGCAGUCAUGAUGAGAUCAGCAUUCAGCCUGGAGACAUAGUCAUGGUGGACGAAUCUCAGACGGGCGAACCUGGCUGGUUAGGAGGAGAGAUCAAAGGCAAGACCGGCUGGUUUCCUGCUAACUAUGCAGAGAAGAUUCCAGAAUCCGAAGUCCCUCUCAAUUUGAGAGCCAGCGCCUUCACCUCCAAGCUGAGCACACGCAUCACUCCCACCCCCACUUCUACCACGCCCACGGCCAUGCAGCCCAUCGCCACAGAGACAGUGGUGGCGGCUCCGCCCCCUACGGCUCCAGCCGCUCCAGCUAUUCCGGCUGCUCCAGCCGCUGCUUCUUCGUCUUCAUCUGCUUCUAGUAACUGGGCAGAUUUCAGCACAACUUGGCCGACAAACUCGGGGGUAGAGAAGCAGGACGCUGACGGUUGGGAGGCUUGGCCAACCCAACCAACGCAGCCCUCUCUGUCUGUGCCAACUGGAGGGCAAGGCAGACAACGGUCAGCCUUCACUCCUGCCACUCUUUCUGGCUCCUCCCCCUCACCUGUGCUUGGACAGGGGGAGAAGGUGGAGGGGAUGCAGGCUCAGGCUCUGUAUCCGUGGCGGGCAAAGAAGGAUAAUCACCUGAACUUCAACAAGAGUGACGUGAUCACCGUUCUGGAGCAGCAGGAUAUGUGGUGGUUUGGUGAAGUGCAGGGCCAGAGAGGCUGGUUCCCCAAAUCUUACGUCAAACUCAUUUCCGGACCCGUGCGCAAGUCCUUGAGUAUUGAGUCAGGAUCCUCUGAUAGUCCACCCACCAUGAAGAGGCCCAGUCCCACUCCAAAUAAACCCAUGGAGCUUGGUGAAGAGUACAUAGCAAUGUACACAUAUGAAAGCAGCGAGCAGGGCGAUCUGACCUUCCAGCAGGGUGAUGUCAUCACAGUGCUGAAGAAAGAGGGGGAUUGGUGGACGGGAACAGUAGGAGGCAAGACGGGAGUUUUCCCCUCCAAUUACGUCAAGCCCAAGGACUCUGAGGGCCUGGGGCCUGCUGGGAAAUCCGGAAGUUUGGGAAAGAAACCAGAGAUUGCUCAGGUGAUUGCCCCCUAUACUGCCACUGGGUUAGAGCAGCUGACUCUAGCCCCUGGCCAGCUCAUCCUCAUCCGCAAGAAGAACCCCGGGGGCUGGUGGGAGGGAGAACUACAGGCCAGAGGAAAGAAGCGUCAGAUUGGCUGGUUCCCAGCGAAUUAUGUGAAACUCUUAAGCCCAAGCACCAGUAAAACCACACCCACUGAGCCAACUCCACCCAAACUGCCUACACCCAAUGCAGUGUGCCAGGUGAUCGGUAUGUACGACUACACGGCUCAGAACGAUGACGAGUUACCCUUCGGGAAGGGACAGAUCAUCAACGUGCUGAGCAGGGAGGAUCCUGAUUGGUGGAAAGGCGAGCUGAACGGUUCCGUAGGCCUUUUCCCCUCUAACUACGUCAAACUGACCACCGACACAGACCCCAGCCAGCAAUGGUGUGCUGACCUCCACCUGCUGGAUAUGUUGACCCCAAUGGAGAGGAAAAGGCAAGGCUACAUCCACGAGCUCAUCGUCACAGAGGAGAACUAUGUCAACGACCUGCAGCUGGUCACUGAGACCUUCCAGAAGCCUCUGCUGGAGUCGGAGUUGCUGACUGAGAAGGAGGUGGCCAUGAUCUUUGUCAACUGGAAAGAGCUCAUCAUGUGCAACAUCAAAUUGCUCAAGGCAUUGCGGGUAAGAAAGAAGAUGUCGGGCGAGCGCAUGCCUGUGAAGAUGAUCGGUGACAUACUGACAGCACAGCUGCCUCACAUGCAGCCCUACAUUCGCUUCUGCAGCUGUCAGCUCAACGGUGCUACCCUCAUCCAGCAGAAGACGGACGAGGUACCCGACUUCAAGGACUUUGUCAAGAGGUUGGCAAUGGAUCCUCGCUGUAAAGGAAUGCCUUUGUCUAGUUUCCUGCUCAAACCCAUGCAGAGAGUCACCCGCUACCCUCUUAUCAUCAAAAAUAUUCUGGAAAACACUCCGGAAAGCCACCCAGACCACAGCCACUUGCGGCAGGCUCUGGAGAAGGCCGAGGAGCUCUGCUCGCAGGUGAACGAGGGUGUGCGUGAGAAGGAGAACUCGGACCGCUUAGAGUGGAUACAAACGCAUGUGCAGUGUGAGGGGCUGUCUGAGCAACUUGUAUUCAACUCGGUGACCAACUGCUUGGGCCCUCGCAAGUUCCUGCACAGUGGGAAGCUCUACAAGGCCAAGAGCAACAAGGAGCUCUUUGGCUUCCUGUUCAAUGACUUCCUGCUCUUGACGCAGGUCACCAGGCCGCUGGGCUCCUCGACUUCCGAAAAAGUGUUCAGCGCCAAGUCUCACUUGCAGUAUCGCAUGUAUAAAACGCCCAUCUUCCUGAACGAGGUUCUGGUGAAGCUCCCGACUGAUCCGUCUGGAGACGAGCCCAUCUUUCAUAUAUCACACAUAGACAGGGUGUACACCAUACGGGCAGAGAGCAUCAAUGAGAGGACCGCAUGGGUGCAGAAGAUCAAGGCUGCCUCAGAGCUCUUUAUUGAGACAGAAAAGAAGAAAAGAGAAAAGGCUUAUCUGGUGCGAUCUCAGAGAGCUACAGGCAUCGGGAGGCUGAUGGUCAACAUCGUGGAAGGAAUUGAGUUAAAACCUUGCCGCUCUCAUGGUAAGAGUAAUCCAUAUUGUGAGGUGACAAUGGGAUCACAGUGCCACAUCACUAAGACAAUGCAGGACACACUGAACCCCAAAUGGAACUCAAACUGCCAGUUUUUCAUCAAAGACCUGGAACAAGACGUGUUGUGUGUAACUGUGUUCGAGAGGGACCAAUUCUCACCUGAUGAUUUCCUGGGCAGGACAGAGAUUCGACUGGCGGACAUUAAAAAAGAUCAGGGCUCCAAAGGUCCGAUCACUAAGAGGCUUCUCUUACACGAGGUCCCCACAGGAGAGAUAGUGGUCAGACUUGACCUGCAGCUAUUUGACGAACCCUGAUCCUUGUAAACUUUGACCUUCUCCACUCUAGAUUCCAUACUUUCUCCUGUACUGUGUUUCCAGCUUAACGUGACAAUCCCACACCACUCUAAAACACGCCCCUGUGUGUGUCUGUGUGUGUGUGAGAGAGAGAGGAAAUACAAGGUGAUGGAUGUCAUGAGUGAGCUGUAACAAUCUUAAGCAAUCUUUUACUUUCUUUAUUUUAUUUUUUAUUUCACUUGAACACAUUGCGGUUAAUUGAUAUCUAGAGUAUUAAUGGGAUACUCCAGUGUUUCUCAAUGCAAGCAGAGUGUGUAAAUCUUCCACAGAGAAUUUCUCUGUAGUGAUAAAAAGAAGAAAACUCUGUUUACUUUAAUUGGAAGUGUAAGGGCAGUUGUUGAAGGUGUCAAAUGUGUGACUAUAUAUAUGACGUAUUCACUUUGGGGCCUAAUUAAGGUUUUCAGAUAAAACGGACAUGAGAGAAAAUCAUUACAGAAGCUAUUUGAAUUUUUUUUGUAGUUCACAAAUACAAUACUUGGAAUGAACAGAUAAAACUUGACAGCUCAGAGUUACUGAACACCUUUGGGAUGAACCGAAGCUCAGACGGCAGCCCAGACCUUGACAUCGGUGCCAAAACUCACCGAUGCUCCCGUAGCUGAGUGAUCGCAAAUCCCCAAUCUAGUGGGGAAAUCUUUCAUUGGUUGAGUUUCAACAUAGCGUUAAUCUUAAGCAAAUAACAAACCCAUUACAAACCAGCUGCCCUUAGACUCCCAUUAUGAAUGAGAUUCAUUUAUUUUUUUUUUUCCACUACAGUGAAACGUCAAAACUGUGGUAAUGAUAUAUGGACUACAGAUUUGAUAGAUAGAUAGAUAUUAUGUUGUAAAAUGCUGGAUUAUUCCUUUAACCAUCACAGAAGUUCAAAUAUGGUAUAGAAAAAUAAUAAUAAAUUUGUCUAAAUGAUUGAUUUGCUGUCCAAAGCGACUUUGGGUUUAUGACAUGGGCUGAUUGUGCUAAACUGUACAAGCUUAAAAAAUAUCGAUUAAAAUACUGUAUAGUAAUUUACUUUAAAGUUGGCAUUGAAAGUUCAGUUCUAGGACUUAAAGGUUUCCUUUAGAAGCAAUCGUGUCCUCAAAAUGAUUCAGUUUUCAAUGAUGACUUGGGUUCUAGACUGAUAGAGGUAUGUUCUAGAAUGAAUCUCAAAUCACUGAGAUGGUUCAAAACGGAACAAUGUGCCACGUCAAAAAAGCCACAAAAAGACAUAGUGUAUAGUUUUGUUUUUUGUUUGUUUUUUGUUUUGCUUUUUGUUUGUUUAUCUGUAGUUUUGCUGUCUUGGGAUGUUUGUCAGCGGGAAAAAAACUGAACACUCCAGUCUUAUUUUGCAAUGAUAUGUUGUGCUGUUUUAUUUAUCCUUUCGAAUUUGUACUCCAAAAGGUGGCACAUAAUCAGCAGGCUGGUUUUGAGAUGAUGUCAUUAAGAUCGCAAUCAUGAUGUGAUGUAAUGUUUAAACAUCGAUAACCGGCUCUAGGUGUAGAUUUUAUUGGUUUAUAUUUUUUAGGCGGGUCCUUUUUUGUUCUUCUGGUGGUUAGUGACCUACAGAGUGCUAGGUGUGACGGUGAAAUGUGUGACAUGGGCGGUGAACAUUUGGUUAACAAAGUGACCAAGACUGAAGUUAAUUCCUAACAAUGUGUAAGAUGUUUUUUUUAUCUAUUGUAGAAACACUGCUGGAUUUUAAUGCUUUUAUUGCUAACACAGCAUUAUUUACUAUCUUGUUCCCUCUCUAAUAGUGUCAAAUACUUCUGAAAUGCUGUACAUUCAGAGCCAGUGAUUUUCUAUUUAUUUUUAUUUUAAUUUUUUUUUUUAAUUUUCAUGGGUUUUUGGCUACAUAAAGUAAGCUAUUUAACACUGAGUAAUAUUUAUUAUAAAUAAUGAAUUGUAUUACUAAUGUGUUUUUUUUUUUUUUUUUUUUUUAAAUAUUAUUUUUAACCAGUCAUUCCGGUAGCGGUAGAGGUUAACACUGUAAUUGGAUUAUAUUUGUAAAGAUGAGAAAUACAAGGGUGUGUUUCAUAGCUUACAUGUUUCUGCUUUCUUUUCUUUCUUUUUUCCCUUUUUAUGGGCUGUAAAUGGACUAUAGUGGUACGAAGCAGCAGAAUGCAGGCAGCUGUAUUACAUAGAAGUGAUGUGUAUAAAUGGUGUAUUUUCAAGAGUUCAGGACAGAUUUUCUCCCACAUUGUGUUUCAUAAAAAGAAAAAAGAAAGAAAGAGAAAAAGCUUUAGUUCUUCUGAAUAUAUUUCUACAUUCAUUAUUAUUAUUAUUAUUAUUAUUAUUAUUAUUAUUAUUAUUAUUAUUAUUAAUGGGAUUUGAAAGUAAAUAGUGAAUAGAUGGGUGGAUCAGGUGAGAAUGGUAGCAUUACUAAGCUGAGAAGAUUUUGUGUGUGUGUGUGUUUUGUUAAGAGGAAAUUGAAGGGUUACCUCUUACCUCUUUCUCUCCUUGCAUCUGUCUGUCUCAUCCAUCUCUCUCUCUCCCUCUCUCUCUCCCCCUCUCUCUCCCCCUCCAGCUCUCUCUGUAUAUUAUGAACCUGUAGGCUCUUUCCCUGUAUUUUUUACCAAGUCCCAAUGAGUUGACAGUACAGUAUGUGUUUGUGUUUAAAUCUUUGAAAGGAGUAUAAUAUAUUACAACUUGAAGAAUAAUUAUGUUGAUGACAGCAUAUUGUUAUCAAUGUAGAAGCAGUGUAUUGUCUUAAACGUUGCAAUUAAAGCUCAGUUGGACCAAGAAAUAA